GGGCGCUCUGCCUUCCCCUCCUAAAACAGUGCACUGGUACCUCUCACUCUGCCCGUCACGUUGUGUACGGCGGCCUGACCCCCCAUGAACCUGCGACUUCCUCUUUCUCAGAUUUCAUGGCGAUCGGGAGAGAGGGAAGACCACCGACGCACGCAAACUGUCCAGACACCUCAACACGACUGAAAUACAUUUCUUGGGUGAGAUCUGAACAGACGUUGUGAGUUGCAGACAGAACAGACACUGAGUGGAUUCUCCUGCUGGUGUUGCUCAGUGGGUAGUAGUGGUUUCUCGUGCUGGUGUCCUGUUGAAGAGCCUCCUUAGUGCUCUGUGCUGUUGUCUUGCUGUGUCCUGGGUUAGGACUGCCAGCCUAUGGCUCUAAUGGACAAGCACAAAGUCAAGCGGCAGAGACUUGACCGCAUCUGUGAGGGCAUCCGCCCCCCCAUCCUGAACGGGCCCAUGCACCCCCGGCCCCUGGUGGCCCUGCUGGACGGGCGUGACUGCACCAUAGAGAUGCCCAUCCUGAAAGACGUGGCCACUGUGGCCUUCUGUGAUGCCCAGUCCACCCAGGAGAUCCAUGAGAAGGUGUUGAACGAGGCGGUGGGGGCUCUGCUCUACCACACCAUCACUCUCUCUAGAGACGACCUGGACAAGUUCAAAGGCCUCCGAGUCAUCGUCAGGAUCGGCAGCGGCUAUGACAACGUCGACAUCAAAGCCGCAGCUGAGCUGGGCAUCGCGGUGUGUAACGUGCCGGCGUCGUCGGUGGAGGAGACGGCUGACACAUCCUUGUGUCUGAUUCUAAACCUGUACCGUCGGGUCACCUGGAUGCACCAGGCCCUGAGGGAGGGCACCAGGGCCUCCAGCGUGGAGCAGAUCAGGGAGGUAGCCGGCGACGCUGCCCGCAUCCGGGGGGAGACGCUGGGCAUCAUCGGCCUGGGUCGUGUGGGCCAGGCGGUGGCUCUGCGGGCCAAGGCGUUUGGUUUCGGGGUGAUCUUCUACGACCCAUACCUGCCUGAUGGUGUGGAGCGCUCCCUUGGCCUGCAGAGGAUGGUUACCCUCCAGGACCUGCUCAUCCACUCUGACUGUGUCUCUCUACACUGCAGCCUCAACGAACACAACCACCACCUCAUCAAUGACUUCACCAUCAAACAGAUGCGUCAGGGAGCGUUCCUGGUGAACUCUGCGCGGGGGGGUCUGGUGGAUGAGAAGGCUCUGGCUCAGGCCCUGAAGGAAGGACGUAUACGAGGAGCCGCGCUGGACGUCCACGAGACAGAGCCCUUCAGUUUCUCACAGGGCCCUCUGAAAGAUGCUCCCAACCUCAUCUGUACCCCCCACACCUCCUGGUACAGUGAGCAGGCCUCCAUCGAGGCCAGAGAGGAGGCUGCCAGGGAGGUGCGCCGUGCCAUCACUGGUCGUAUUCCAGACAGUCUGAAGAACUGUGUGAAUAAGGAGUAUCUGAUGGCAGCGUCACAGUGGCCCAGUAUGGAGGUUGCGACAGUCCACCCCGAACUCAACAUAGCCUCAGCAUACAGGUUUCCUGCAGGUCUGAUAAGCGUGGCAGCAGGAGGUUUGACAGGGGCAGGUGCAGGGGUAGAGGCUCUGGCCCUGGCUCACGCCAUCGCUCCUGUGUCCCAUCCCCCCCACGCCCCAUCGCCAGGGCAACCCAGCAAGGCUGAGGCAGACAGAGACAUCUCCUCUGACCAAUAGCACCCCAACAUUCCUCCAUCACCCCUGGAAACCAACAACCCACCCCCUCCCACCAUUUUCAUCAUUACCACCAACCCUCCUCACCGACCUCAGGCAGAUUUACACUGGGGUCCCGGUUUGAUCCGGUUUCAGCUGGAUCCUUCAAAACACAGUACCAGUCCAGGAGUGACCCGCCCGUCCACAACAUGCCCCCUCCCCCCCCCCCCCCCCCCCGGAACCCCUUCCUCGGACCUCCCUCAACCCCUCCCCCUUACCUCCAUAUCCCUCCACACCAACACACCUUCAGCAAUAACUCUCUUCUCAAGGAUUCAAUAAUUGGAUUGGUAUAUUUCUUGAGUUGUAUUUUUAUUUUGUAUUUUUUUGGUGAAAGCAAUUAUUUUUUUGCUGUUGAUCUGUUAUGAUUGUAGGUGUUUUUGUUUUGAGUAGCAUCUCUGCAGAGGCUGGACCGUGAGGCUAGCUGUUUUCUCCCUGGUUGUUUUGAUCAGUGAGAGAGGUUUGGCCCAUCUCGCUCUCUCUCUGACGUCUCUCUCUCUCUCUCAGACAUCUCUCUCGCUCUCUGACCUCUCUCUCUGACAUUUCUCUCUCUCUGAUCUCUGACAUCUCUCUCUGACAUAUCUUUCUCUGACAUCUUUAUCUGACAUCUCUAUCUGACCUCUCUCUCUCUCUCUCUCUGAUCUCUCUCUGUGACCUCUCUCUCUCUCUGAUCUCU
Molecule: messenger RNA, 2413 nt
Organism: Oncorhynchus mykiss (rainbow trout)
Lineage: Eukaryota; Metazoa; Chordata; Actinopteri; Salmoniformes; Salmonidae
Source: RefSeq, a predicted model, not a curated record